Molecule: messenger RNA, 702 nt
Organism: Suillus plorans
Lineage: Eukaryota; Fungi; Basidiomycota; Agaricomycetes; Boletales; Suillaceae
Product: ribonuclease H-like domain-containing protein
Exons: 7
Coding region: 1-702 (233 amino acids)
Molecular function (GO): nucleic acid binding
Source: RefSeq, a predicted model, not a curated record
AUGUACACGUGGUUCAACUAUCACAAGCGUGCGAUCUUCGAGUUUGGCGAGCGUAACAGGGCCGCACCCAUACGCAUCAUUUUCUUCCGAGAUGGCCUUUCCGAAGGAGAAUACGCGCUCACGGGACAAGAGGAGAUUGAGGAUAUCACAGGGGCGAUUGAUGACAUCUGGCGGGACAAAGGCAUAAAGUGCGCGAAACCUGAACUGACUUUCAUCGUCGUAGGUAAACGACACUAUGUCCGAUUCUUCCCAAGGAACAGGAACGAUGGGGACAAGUCUGGUAACUGUCCCGCAGGAUUUGUUGCCGAUCAGGGAGUGGGAAAUCCAGCAGUGCGCGACUUUUACUUACAAUCGCACGGCGGUCUCCUCGGAACUAGCAGGCCGAGUCAUUACAUCACACCAAGGGACGACGUGUAUAAGCACAACACAGACGACCUGCAGGAGCUCGCAUUUACUUUGUGCCAUUCUUACGCGCGUGCAACGCGUUCCGUCUCGAUUCCGGCUCCCGUUUAUUGUGACUUAUAUCUAUUUAUCUACAGUGCAUGCAUCGUCUGCGCGCGUGGCGCGUUCCAUGUCAACCCCGCCAUGGGUUUCGACGCUGCUACUAUCUCUAGCCAUGACGACGCUUUUGACCUUGAACGCCGGAGGAAAAACUUUAAAGACAAACACGCUAAUUUGGCCAAGAAGAUGCAUUUCAUGUGA